AUGUCAGAUACAGACGCGCCGGAGAUCGUGAGGAGGACGGCGGAGAUGAUGAACAGCGAGCUGAUGGGCGCCGCCCUCCACGGCUGGCACUUCGAAGUUGUCCAACUGCUGCAGGAGGGUAUCGACGUCAAUGUGGAGGCCCUCUUCCACGCGGGAAACGAACACACAGUGUACCAGGCCCUGACGUACGCCAUCAUGGGAGGCCACGUGCACGUGGUCCGGACCCUGGUCGAGGCUGGUGCCCGUUUGGAAGACGAAUGCGGCCCCGGCUGCGAGACAGCACUGAUUACGGCUGCAACUCUCGGGCACACGGAGAUCGUCCAGCAUUUGCUGGAGAACGGCGCUCAAGUGAACGCUACCUCCCGUUGGAAACAGAACUCGGCACUAACGGCAGCCUGUGAGCGGGGCAGCGCAGAGAUAGCGCGCCUCCUGCUGAUGGCGGGCGCGCACAUGGAGCACCAGAACCUCCAGAAGUACACACCGCUGAUGGUGGCCUGCGAUGGUUGCCACUUGGAGGUGGUGCGGCUGCUCAUCAGCAGCGGUGCUCAGCCGACAGAGCCGCCGGGCAGUCCGAUCUCGCCGCUGCUGUUGGCAGCGCAACAUGGCCAUCUGGAGGUGGUCCGGCUUCUGCUCGGUCAAGGCGCCGACACAGAAAUUGUUAACCAAGCAGGACACACCGCCUUAGUGGAGGUGGCCAGAAAAGGGCUCACUGAGCUGGUGGCCCUUCUGCUCUCGUAUGGCGCUCAUGUCAACUUCAUCACAGAGGACGGCAAGAGCUCGGCACUGUCGUUGGCGUGCGCCAAUGGACACCUGGAGACGGCCCACAUCCUGGUCAAGGUCACGAUCUCAGGGGACGGAGCCGAGAUCAACAACUGCGCUGUCUCACCGCUGUUUGAGGCCGCAUGUGUCGGCAAGGACGAGAUCGUCGAUUGGCUGCUGCGGCUGGGCGUUCCGGUGCAGCAUCAGAACAGUGACGGAGACACGGCACUGAUCAAGGCAGCCCGGCACGGCCAGACGGCGGUGGGGCGCAUCCUGCUGGAGCACGGCGCUGAUGUGGAGGCGCUGAACCACUGCAACCGCUCAGCGCUGAUGGAGGCGGCUGCUGGAGGCUACAGCGGUGUCGUGCUGUUGCUGUUGGGCUAUGGCGCGAACUUGAACCAGCCCUCGCCCGACAACACGGCCACGGCCCUGAGCCUGCUGGCCUCCCUGAUCGAUAUAGAGAUGGACUCGGAUGAAGAAGGCGAUCCCCAAGGUGGGAGGUAUGACAGCCAGGACAGGAAGGGCCGAAGCCAGGGCGAAGCUCAGCAGACACAGGACGCGGACUUGUUCUGGCAGGACAGAGAACUCCAGACGCGAGAGAACAAUGUAUUCAGGCAGGACGAAAACUGCUUCAUCGAGGGGGAAGACGUUCUCAGCCAGGAUGAAACGUCAUACUCGAGCGACAGCUCAACAGAGUGCUCCGAUGACACGGACGACAACGCCUCUGACGAUGAUGAUGAAGACGAUGAUGGUGAUGACGCAGCCGAGGAUUCCAAAGCCUCCGGCUCAGAGGAAGCGCCUUCUGAGUCCUCUGGCCCAGAGGCAGCGGCUCAGCCUCUGAGCGGCCCGGUGACCGGCGCCCAGCUCACCCGCAGGGCUGAGUUCCUCAGGCAGCAGAGGCUGGACAUCCGGGAGAGCAUUGUCCAGUACCUGCGGGACGACGCCGCCCUGUCUCGUCUGAAGACCACGCUGAGGCAGCAGGAGACAGUGACGCCCGCCGAGAGGGAGGCCUUCAUACUGGAGAGGGACAGGUUGCAGCAAGUCCACCAACAGCUUCAACAGCGCCUGCGAGAUAGCGAACAAGAGAUCACGGAAGACUUCAAGGUCAUCCACCAGAACGAGGAAGUCCCCAUAUCGCCCCAGCAGAUAGAAGCAAGGAGAAGGCGAUUUUUGCCGGAAUUUCUGGUGAACCGGGUGUCGUUCAGCGACCAGCAGUCGCCGCUGGGCAUGGCCUGCUCCCUGGGAAACGUCGAGGUGCUGCUGCUGCACAAGGGCGCCAACCACAGGCACCAGGCCAGCGGCUCGCUUGAAACGCCGCUUACGCUGGCCUGCAUGGGCGCUCAUCACCAAAUCGCCCACAUCCUCAUCCAAAGGGGCGCCCGUGUGGAGCACCGCAACGGCCACGACAACACGCCGCUGAUGCUGGCGGCGGCCAGCGGCAGUGUACAGAUCGUCCGACUGCUGCUGAGGGAGGCGGUCGACAUCAACAGCAGGCGGUCCUCCCGCUCCAACGUUACGCCACUGAUACUGGCGGCCAGCCACGGACACCUGGAUGUCGUCAGAUAUCUGCUGAUGAAGGGCUGUGACGUCUCGGCCAAGGUCAAGGGCAACAAGCAGACGGCCUUGACCUUAGCUUGCUUCAAGGGCCACGACGAGGUGGUUGGUCUUCUGCUCCAGCAUGGGGCCAACCCCGAACACGUCGCCAUGUUUGGAACUUGUCAGACGGAGAUGACGCCGCUGAUGGCGGCCGCCUACCAGGGCUUCCCGAAGGUGGUGCGGCUGCUGUUGGAGCGGGGCGUUGAUAUCAACGCCACGGUGCCCGGCGGCGGCGGCAAGACGGCGCUCAUGCUCGCCGCCUGGCGCGGCCACACCACCCUCGUCAUGCUGCUCAUCGCCAGAGGGGUGGCAAUCGAAGCCCGCAACACGGCGGGCCGCACUGCCCUCUGGUGGGCGCUGGACGCGGGUCACGGCACCAUAGCACGGCUGCUGCAGACGUGCGGCGCCUCGGUCGACGUGCAGGACACCAGACAGGUGUCGUGCAUCAUGGCGGCGUACCGCGGCGGCAACGUGGAGCUGGUGCGCUGGCUGUUGGAGUGUGUGUCGCAGCUGCCGUCUGUUGCCGAGCUGAAGCAGUGCCUCCGGUCCCGCUCGAAGAAGUGCCUGUACUUCAUCCGAGCCGAGAUGAAGCAGCGGGGGUACUGA
Molecule: messenger RNA, 2961 nt
Organism: Pollicipes pollicipes
Lineage: Eukaryota; Metazoa; Arthropoda; Thecostraca; Pollicipedomorpha; Pollicipedidae
Product: ankyrin repeat domain-containing protein 17-like
Exons: 21
Coding region: 1-2961 (986 amino acids)
Molecular function (GO): protein binding
Source: RefSeq, a predicted model, not a curated record